AUGGCGCGCAGUUGCCAGAUUUCAGAUGAGGAAACACAAGCAACUCAAAGAGCAUUUGUCAAGAGGCAUAGCGAAAGGCUCCUCGAAGCUGACGCGUUCUGGAAACUCACAAACUUCGUUCUGCAAAGCAAAAAGGAACUACAAGACAGAAAGAAGUCGGUAUCGGUACCAUAUCUGUCUCUACUGCAACUAAUGGGGCAUUCUCGCAACUGUAAAGCAUCCGAGCCGCUUGAUAAGGUCUAUGCUUUUCUUGGCUUGGCCGAGCCAGGGCAUGGCAUCCAGGUAGAUUACUCCAAAACUGCCAACUCGGUUCUCACAGAAGUUGCCUGUGCAAUCAUUCUAAGAGAAGAGGGUCUUGAUAUUAUUGGAAUAGCACUACAAAAUAACAGGUUGAGAGUCCAAUCCCCCACGGAUCAACUGCCAUCGUGGGUACCCGAUUGGUCAGUCAAAGACGACGCAAGCACCGAGUACAAGACUUUCCUGGAAGACAUUCGUUAUGAUUCUAUGAACUACUCUCUUGGUCCCAGCCAAGCAUCACAAACAAGAAAGGCCGUUGUUUCCUUUCAUGCAGAUAGCCAUGGCAGACCAAAUCGCAUCCUUCGAGCUCGUGGUAUUCUUGCUGAUUGUCUUAUACGUGCCAAGCCUAGUGCAACUGCUUCAUCCUUUUCACACAUUGUUGGAGAAAGUGGAACGGAAAUCAAAACAGUACCAAACGCGCGUAUUGGCGAUGAGGUCUGGGUACUUCUUGGUUGCAAGGACACAUUCACUCUCAGAAAAGAUGGAGGGCUGUAUACUGUACUCGGCCAUGCUAUGGUUUUGGAACGCAAUCCUAUGUUUGAAGACGUCCUGUCAGGCAUUCUCAACGAGAGAGUACAAGCCGCCAGGGAAGCCCAGCAUAUCCGAGAGGGCGGCUUGAUAGAACGACUAGGGAGAGGCGAGGCGGCAACAACAGAUCUCAUGAUUUCCUAG
Clonostachys solani is the source of this 969-nucleotide messenger RNA. The record is from the annotation of a GenBank genome assembly. NCBI's taxonomy places the organism in Eukaryota, Fungi, Ascomycota, Sordariomycetes, Hypocreales, Bionectriaceae.